Gloeophyllum trabeum ATCC 11539 is the source of this 1656-nucleotide messenger RNA. Its product is annotated as cytochrome P450. Gene Ontology annotation, molecular function: iron ion binding; heme binding; oxidoreductase activity, acting on paired donors, with incorporation or reduction of molecular oxygen. The record is from RefSeq and is a predicted model, not a curated record. The coding region runs from base 1 to 1656 and encodes 551 amino acids. The transcript has 12 exons. NCBI's taxonomy places the organism in Eukaryota, Fungi, Basidiomycota, Agaricomycetes, Gloeophyllales, Gloeophyllaceae.
AUGGUUACUCCCUCGGCCGCGAGGCCUGCGUUAUAUAUACGGAACGCACGAGAAGCCAGACGCCGAGCCUCACCGAGCCUCACCGAGCGCAAUGCUGCUCUCUCUGGCGACAGCGGGCCUGGCGGUUUGGCGACCGCCUGUUUGUUCAAAUACUAUUCGGGGCUGAAGAAAGUGUCCUACCUGCCUGGAUUACGAUGCGCGUUCGCUCCUCUAUCCAUGUGCGCUGCGGCGCUCCCCACAAGCUGGUGGAAUCCGGGACUUGAUUGGCCCUGGGAGUGGAGAUGGGAUACCUACAAGCACUACCACUCCCAAACCAUCUCUUGCGUCCCGUUCAUCCGUGGGAUACCCUAUGUAUACACGUCCUCCCUUGAGGUGGCGAAGCAAAUCCUGAACGUACGUCCGGAGGUGUACAAAGCACCGGAUUCCACUGGCGCUAUACUUUUCCUGUGGGGAGACAACGUCGUCUCCGCUGAUCACGACAUGUACAAGCGCCACCGCCGAGUCGUCGGGUCCGCGUUCAGCAGGGCUGGGUACGUCCUCGUCGCCGAGGAGACAGGCAGACUCUACCGCGAAAUGGUCGAAAGCGAGGGAUGGCUUCAGGCAGACGAAAUCGCCGUCGACUCCAUCAACCACAUCUUAUCCAAGUUUGCUUUGGGGAUGAUUUCUCGAUGCGGCUUCGGCCUUCCCUUCCCCUGGUCGAGCCCCACUGAGUCUUCCGACGAGAUGUCUUUCGAGGAAGCGCUGACCAUCGUCACCGAGAAGGCCGUCGUCCGCCUAGCGGCCCCUCGUUGGCUGUAUUACCUGCCGAUCAAGCAGCUUCAGCAGGUCGAGAAGGCCUACAAUACCAUAUCGAACUUUAUGAGCACGUUCAUCGCUGCGAAGCAGGCGGAGCUCAGUUCGCAGACGGGCGGCAAUGAUACGAGGGCUAACCAGGAUUUGCUCACCAGGCUGGUAGCGGCUAGUCAGGCUGAGGGGAAGAACGGGUUGUCAGAUCGAGAGCUGUUCGGGAACACCUUCACCUUUAUGUUUGCUGGCCAUGAGACUACGGCACACACCUUGUCUGCGACGCUUGCGCUGCUAUCUGUUCACCAAGAGGAGCAAGAUAAGGCGGCAGCUCACAUCCGCAAGGUCCUAGGCGACCGGCAGCCCACCCUCGAGGAUGUCGAGUCAGGGGAACUCGAUCUGGUAUUGGCCUGCUUUGAAGAAGCAGCUCGCAUGUACCCGCCGGGGUCCAUCGCUACGCGGGACACAAACCAGACGAUAUCGCUCGCUCUACCCGAAGAAGACGGCGGCGGGCACGCCGUCAUCCACCCGGGCGUGCGCCUCAUAGUUGACUACAUCGGCCUGCACUACAACCCGCGCCUCUUCGCCGACCCAUGGCGUUACGAUCCCUCGCGGUGGUACGGGGCGCGCGAAGCGGACAUGACGUUCUUCAGCAUCGGGCCCCGCGCGUGUCUCGGGCGCAAAUUUGCGAUUGUCGAGGCGCUGUUUCUCUGCCUUUUCUUGCGCGAGUGGAAGGUGGAUCCUCUGUUUAGGCAAGGAGAGGCGGUGGAAAAGUGGAAGGAACGAUUUUUGCACGGAGGAUUCGUUGGGUUAGCGUUUGGUCUCCGCGAUGUGCCCUUGAGGAUAACCAGGAGGGGGGAGGCGUGCGCAUGA